AUUUUAUAAAAAAAAAUGGAUUAAAAGAAAGGGAGAUAAGGUAAAAAAAAAGUUAGUCCUGAAAAGAAUUAAUAAGUUGAAGAAGAAAUUGUUGUUCAGUCUAAAGGGAAAUAAUAAUAAAAGGAGACUAAGAAAGCAAAAGAUAAUGAUUAGAAAAAAGGAGCAAAGAAAAUAGAGAAAUAAUAGAAUAUAAAAGGGGAGGAAUAAAAAGUAAAAUAAGUAAAUCAAGGAGAAUAAAAAUUUGAUUUAGGAGAUGGGAAAUUUAAUACUCCAAGAAUAAAAAUAGCUAGUUGGAAUAUAAAUGGAAUUAGAGCAGUAACAAAACAUGAAUCUGCUGUUGGAUAUUUAAAUGAUAGCAAGGUAUAUGAAUUAUAUAAAAUUUAGUUUGAUGUAAUUUGUUUAAAUGAAUUGAAAGCGGACCAGGCAGUAUUUGAUAAAGAAAAUUUAGGCGCUAAAUUUGGAAAACACUAUUUUCUAUAUUUAAAUUUUUGUAAGUGCAAAAGUGGAUACAGUGGAGUAGCAAUAGCAUCAAAGUAAUAUUAAUAAAUUAAAUAGAUAGGGUGAAACCUAUUUCAGUUAAAUGUGAUAUAGGUGUUGAUAAACAUGAUAAAGAAGGAAGAACAUUAACAGCUGAAUUUGAAAAGUUUUAUUUAGUAUCAUGUUAUGUUCCUAAUUCUGGAUAGAAAUUAGAAAGACUUGGUUAUAGAACUAAAGAAUGGGAUGUUGAUUUCUAAGCAUAUCUUGAAGGAUUGAGAAAGAAAAAACCUACUAUUUUAUGUGGAGAUCUUAAUGUAUCACAUCAUGAAAUAGAUCUUGCUAAUCCCUCUGGUAAUAAGAAAAGUGCUGGGUAUUUUUAUUAUUUUGAAUAUUAGAUUUACUUAAUAGGAAAGAGAUUAAUUUUCUAAUUAUUUAUAAAAAGGAUGGGUUGAUUCAUUUAGACAUUUACAUCCCAAAGAAGUUAAAUAUAGUUUCUUUAGUGCAAGGAAUAAUUGUAGGUAAAUAAUAGAGUUAGUAUUGUUUUAGAUAAGAAAAUAAAGGAUGGAGAUUAGAUUAUUUUAUAAUCAAUAAGGAAGCUACUGAUGCUAUUAUUGUAUCAGAUAUCAAUUUAUAAGUUGAAGGAAGCGAUCACGUUCCAAUUGAAUGUGAGGUUGAUCUUACAAAAUUAUGA
Molecule: messenger RNA, 1168 nt
Organism: Paramecium sonneborni
Lineage: Eukaryota; Ciliophora; Oligohymenophorea; Peniculida; Parameciidae
Source: the annotation of a GenBank genome assembly